GGAAACGUCUCGGCCGGCUGCGGUUGCUUCUCCCCGGCUCUCUUCAUUGCUCUGCUGAAGGUAAUGAGACGCCCUAAGAUCCCAGAGGUACCAUAUGAGAAGCCUGGAACGUGUUGAGGACUCUACUUCCUGCAAACUUAUGCCACCAGAAAUGGCCUCUUCUCCCCAGACGCUGGCUCACAAACAGAGCAGCCCCCAGAGGUGAACUUAUCUGCCUUGCAGCCCAGGCUCUGGGCUCUCCAACCUGACACGUCAACCUCCAGCUGAGAAAGGAGUCUGUCUAGGAAAAGAACUAGAAUCAACCGAGAGGCACAUUUUUUAAUCACCAGUUACUUUAAUGACCAUCCGCAGACCCACCGAGUGAAAGGAAGGAGCUGGGCGGCGCGUCCCGGGCGUCAUGGUCCACCUGCUCGCCUCCGAAGUACGGCAGCUGCUCCACAACAAGUUCGUGGUCAUCCUGGGGGACUCGGUCCAGAGGGCCGUGUACAAGGACCUGGUGCUCCUGCUGCAGAAGGACCGCCUGCUCACACUCAGCCAGCUCAAGGCCAAGGGAGAGUACAGCUUCGAGCAGGACGAGCUGGUGCACGGGGGCAAGCAGGGCCGCAUGCAUAACGGCACCCACUACCGCGAGGUGCGCCAGUUCCGCUCCGGCCACCACCUGGUGCGCUUCUACUUCCUGACGCGCGUGUACUCCGACUACCUCGAAGCCAUCCUGGAGGAGCUGCAUGCGGGUGAGCACGACCCGGACCUGGUCAUCAUGAACUCCUGCCUCUGGGACCUCACCAGGUACGGGGAGGACUCCUGGCCGAACUACCUGCAGAACCUGGAGAGCCUGUUUGGGCGCCUGCGCCAGGUGCUGCCCGAGUCGUGCCUCCUGGUUUGGAACACGGCCAUGCCCGUGGGCAACAACAUCAAUAGCGGCUUCUUCCCGCCCGAGCUCCGACCCGCGGCCUCCGGCCUGAAAACCAACGUGAUUGAGGCCAACUUCUACAGCUCCGCCGAGGCCCAAAAGCACGGCUUCGAUGUGCUGGACUUGCACUUCCACUUCCGCCGCCACACAGGGAAGUACCUGCAGCCCGACGGAGUGCACUGGAACGAGCGCGCGCACCGGCAUCUCUCCCAGCUUCUGCUGGCCCACGUGGCCGACGCCUGGGGGGUGGAGCUGCCCCAGCGCGACCCCGUGGGCAAGUGCAUCAAGGAUGGCCCCGCGAGGGGAGGACCUGGCAGGAGACUUGAGAGGCAGUUCCCGGCCUGCAGAGAUCAACCGGCCUUCCCUCCUCCGCCCCGACCCCUGCCUCCGCCUGGGUGCUGCCCCCUGCCCCCCACGCCAUCUCCCCACCCACCCCAGUUCCCACUCCUGCUCCCAAACCCCCCUCCCAUCCCCCUUCACCAGGUGACACCCCCGUUCCUAGUCUGUCCCCAAGAUGCCCAUUUUCCUUCAGACCGUCCUUUCCAAUCGGAUCAGUUCUCCUUGAACCAUUUCCAUUCAGAUAUUCCCCCAUCUACCCAGACAGAAUUUGCUUUCGAUGGUGACUUUAUGUUUAGUCCCCAGCCGCCUAGGCCCCCCUUCCCCCAACCCUGUUAUCAGCAGCGGGCCCCUGUGGUCCAUAGGGGUUUUCCCCGGUAUUGUCCCCGUGGCCCCUACAUGCCCUGGAGAGGGCGGCCCAGAACUUCCAAGAGAAGGGCCCCAGCCUAUAGAGAGCCAAGGCCUCAAUAAACUGACUUGGGCCUUCCUCCUCAUGCACAUGGCCUGGACAGAUGGUCUGACUCUCCCCAAACAGACUGACCUUGUUAACUGAAGCCUUUGGUCCAUUGCUGUUAUCAAUAAUGGCAGGGAAGAGCAGUCUGACCUGUUCUUGCUGGCUGUGACCUCUCACUGCACUCUGCGAGGGGGGACCAGGCAUCAUUCCUGCCUCCCCACUGCCUAUUCUCUUUGUCUUUUUGUAAGUAUAAAAUUGAAAUUAACAAGUUGUUUCAUAAAAGUCGUGGUGGGU
Molecule: messenger RNA, 1994 nt
Organism: Balaenoptera acutorostrata (minke whale)
Lineage: Eukaryota; Metazoa; Chordata; Mammalia; Artiodactyla; Balaenopteridae
Gene: PCED1B
Product: PC-esterase domain containing 1B
Exons: 4
Coding region: 398-1717 (439 amino acids)
Source: RefSeq, a predicted model, not a curated record